AUGUCGAUGCCAAUGCCCGGCCCCAUGCAGAUGGGCCCCAACGGGCAGCCCAUGCCCUCGCCUGAGCAGAUCGCGGCCAUGCGCAGACAAAUAGAGGCCGAUGCCGCGAAGGCUGGCAUGAGUGUCCCCGACUUCCUCAACCAUCUCCGACAGCAAGCUAUGCAGCAGCAGCAGCAGCAGGCGCGUCUCGCGCAGCAGCAGCAGGGCGGCGAGGUCGGUGGAGAGGCCGAGCAUGGUCACGAUCAUGAGCAUGGCCCUGGCCACCAGCACCCUCACCCUCAACAGCAGCAGCAGGCGCAAGGCCAGCCUCAGCCCAUCCGGCCUGGUCCCCCAAACCCCGUUGCGCUGGCACUCGCUAGCUUCCUGCGCAGCCAGGACCUGAAGCCGCGUACUUGUAUCCUUAACGGGGAGCGUAAAGACAUGUUCAAGGUCAAGCGAGCGCUGCGCGCUCUCCAGUCCCCCGCCUACGAGAAGGCGCGCAAGAAGAACCCCGCCCUUCCCGAGAUCACCGACCGUGCCUCUCUCGAGAAUACCUUCAAGCUGCUCCCCAUGUCGAUGCUUGCUCUGCGCGUAACCAAGGCCGACCCCCACGAAGGCCACGACCACGGUCCGAAGAAGACGAAGCGCAUCAAGGGUCUUUGGACCGUUCGCAUCGAACCUCAGCAAGAAGCCAAGGAGGAGAUGUACUACGCGUGGUUUUGGGAGGGAAGCCAGGUCAAGCGCAAGCUUUACUCAAUUCUCGCCCUGGUCCUGAUCUUCAUCGUCGUCUGCUACCCUCUCUGGCCCCUCAAGCUCCGUCUUGGUGUCUACUACCUUAGUUGGGGGUUCCUUGGCCUGCUUGGUCUGUUCUUCCUCAUGGCCAUCUUCCGUGUUAUUCUCUUUUGCAUCACCUACUUUGUCGCAUCGCCCGGUCUCUGGCUGUUCCCCAAUCUUUGGGAGGAUGUUUCCUUCGUCGACAGCUUCAAGCCCGUUUGGGCCUGGCACGAUACUGCUCCUAAGAAGGGCAAGAAGAAGAAGUCCGCGUCCUCUGGUGCUGCGAACGCUAGUGGCACUUUCGCUGCUUCCACCGGUCAACCUCUCCCAGCUUCUGCGACUACGACCGCGACAGAGACUCAGAUUGCGUCCCAGCCAUCGCAGCGCCCCGGCUACGUCGCGCCAGCCGUGGAGGAGCUGGGUGAUGAGGAGUAG
This is a messenger RNA of Colletotrichum spaethianum, 1188 nucleotides long. Its product is annotated as translocation protein sec63. Lineage: Eukaryota; Fungi; Ascomycota; Sordariomycetes; Glomerellales; Glomerellaceae. Bases 1 to 1188 code for a protein of 395 amino acids. Gene Ontology annotation, biological process: post-translational protein targeting to membrane, translocation. The transcript has 3 exons. Gene Ontology annotation, cellular component: endoplasmic reticulum membrane; endoplasmic reticulum. The record is from RefSeq and is a predicted model, not a curated record.